Cheilinus undulatus (humphead wrasse) is the source of this 812-nucleotide messenger RNA. RefSeq names its product transmembrane protein 17 (gene tmem17). Bases 82 to 636 code for a protein of 184 amino acids. The transcript is spliced from 5 exons. Gene Ontology annotation, cellular component: ciliary transition zone. Gene Ontology annotation, biological process: non-motile cilium assembly. Lineage: Eukaryota; Metazoa; Chordata; Actinopteri; Labriformes; Labridae. The record is from RefSeq and is a predicted model, not a curated record.
CGUUCGUUAUCUGCAAGGAGGAAGAGGUGGUGUGUUUGGGCUUCUGGGGAUGUUUGUAUUAAGCAGAGAGCUUUUUGCAUAAUGGAGCUGCCGGACACAAUCAGAAGACGAUUAGAAGACUUUUCUCGAAAUGUAUUGUUCGACCAGAAUCGGACGCAAACUAUCACAAAGGAGAAUGACACGUUUUUGCCUCACGACAAGCGGGUUCUGUCUGGUCUCCAUCUCCAGAUGUCUCUCUACUUUAACAUGUGGUUCUUCCCUCUGUGGUGGAUCAGCGAAACUGUAAUGCUGCACCUCAAGUAUUCUGCCUUGACAGACUACUAUAAGUUCAUCCUGGUAACUGUUCUCAUCUUGAUGACCUUGAUUGAGGCCAUCAGACUCUUUCUUGGUUAUUCAGGGAACCUGCAAGAAAAGGUCCCAGAGUUGGCAGGAUUUUGGCUGCUGAGCAUCCUGCUGCAGUUUCCACUGAUCCUGUUUCUGCUCUUUAAUGAAGCCAUCCUCAUACAGCCGCUGGAGCGGGCUGUUCACAUAGUGCUCGCCUUAUUUAUACUGUCACAGGCUCUCUCUGGUUUUGUGGCUCUCCGUGACAUGGUCAAACACACUCAGAGCCAGUUUCAUCUCCGACAGUUUGACUGAAUUUGGAGUUCCUGUAUCUAACAAACCACAAAACAACCCUACACCAUAGCAGCCUUACAUCAACAUCACUCAGACUCACAGGGGGGCAACAGAAAUUUGGCAUGCACAUGAACUGUUUCUUCAGAACAAAAGACAUUUUCUUUUCUAUAUGUAAAUAAAUAGAUGUUUGAAUAAGA